This is a messenger RNA of Camellia sinensis, 3551 nucleotides long. Its product is annotated as kinase-interacting protein 1. The record is from RefSeq and is a predicted model, not a curated record. NCBI's taxonomy places the organism in Eukaryota, Viridiplantae, Streptophyta, Magnoliopsida, Ericales, Theaceae. Gene Ontology annotation, molecular function: actin binding.
UUCUCAUAACUCAAAAAACAUGUUUUCUUUUUUAUGAAACUCUUUUUCUCUUCCUAAACCUUAAAGGGCUCUCUCUCUGUGUUGUUGUAUAACCUUGUUUGGAGAGAGAAAGAGUUUCAUGUUUGUGGUUUAGAGAGAGAGAGAGAAAAGAAGAUCAAAUUGGAGAGAUGCUGCAGAGAGCUGCAAGCAAUGCAUAUUCAUGGUGGUGGGCAAGCCACAUCAGGACAAAGCAAUCCAAAUGGCUCGACCAAAGCCUUCAAGACAUGGAAGAGAAGGUGCAGACUACGCUCAAGCUGAUUCAGGAGGAUGGAGACUCGUUUGCAAAGAGGGCAGAAAUGUACUACAAGAAAAGGCCAGAGCUUAUAAAUUUUGUUCAAGAAUCUUUCCGCGCUUACCGAGCCUUAGCUGAACGUUAUGACCAUAUAUCCAAGGAGUUGCAAAAUGCCAACAACACCAUUGCUUCUGUUUUCCCAGAACAAGUCCAGUAUGAAAUGGAAGAAGAAGAUGAUUAUGGUCCUCCUCCAGUUCCAAAGAAUGUUCCACAACCAGCCGCCUCCUCAUCCUCAUCAUCAUCAGCGAAUAAUAAUGUCCCCAAGAUUCCAAAGUGUCCAACCAGAGAUUUGAAGUGUCUCUUAACAUCAGCCUCCAAGAAACUGCAAGCGAAGAAGACAGCAGAAGCAACAAAAUCUAAUAAAAAUAAAACUGGUCCAAAAUCUGGUUUAAGCAAAUCUGAGGCAGUUGAAGAAAUUGACAAGGUUCAGAAAGAAAUUUUGGCCCUGCAAACUGUCAAGGAGUUUGUGAAGAGCUCUUACGAAAGUGGGCUUACCAAGUACUGGGAGAUUGACCACCAGAUCACAGAACUGCAAGAGAGAGUUUUCAGCUUGCAAGAUGAAUUCAGCGUGGGCAAGGUCAUUGAGGAUGACGAAGCUCGGACUUUAAUGGCAGAAGCAGCUUUGAAAUCAUGCGAAGAGACCUUGACUCAGUUGCAGGAGAAACAAGAGAGGUCGACCAAGGAAGCAAAAGCAGAGUUCAGAAGGGUUGAGAAUGUUCAUGAGAAACUCAACUCCCUCAAGCACAAGUUUCUUCCUGACCAACAAGCUGCUGAUGAAGAAAAAAAGCCAAAUGACAAAGAUGAUAAAUCUGCAAAUGCAGCUGCGAAAUCAAGAGAGAACCUACAAUGCUUAAACCCAGAAGCAGGCAGCAUGACGCAAGAGAGGCAAGAAUUGGAUGCAUUACGGGAGAAGAUUAAAGAGCACUUUGAGGUGGAUCCCAAACAAUCUCUCACUGUGACAGAACUGGCAGAGAAGAUUAAUGACCUUGUGAGUAAGGUGAUUAGCCUAGAAACUUCAGUUUCUUCUCAAACUGCCCUCAUAGAUGGAUUGAAGACAGAAACUGACGAUUUUCAAGCACAAAUCCAGACCUUGGAAGAUGAUAAGAUAACUCUGAUUGAUGAUACGAACACUUUGACCAACAAGUUGAGGGAGAUGGAGGAAAAGUUUAACAGACUUCAACAUCUAAACCAGAAUGUUGAAAGCCAAAACAACUAUCUCCAAACACAUUUCAUUGAAGCUCGUUGUAGUAUUGAUCACCUAUCUGAGAAACUACAGGGUGCGAAGCCUGAAGAAGAGCAUGAGCACAUGGAGUCGAUACAAGAAGAACAAGAAGAGUCAUCUGCUGAAGUAAAAACACAAGAAUUCAAAUUACAAGAAAACAUGCCAAGGCCUAAAGAUGGUUCCAUAAACUCUGGAGAAUUGAAAGCAGCAGUAGGAGAUGACAAAAAUCGACAGGUUGGAUACAUAGAUUCUGGAGAAUUGAUAGCUGCAGUGGGAGAUGACAAAAGUGGACAGGUUCUCUGCAUUGCUGGAGACGGUCCCAUAAACACCAAAGAAUUGAAAGCAGCAGUGGGAGAAGACAAAAAUGAACAGAAAGCUGCAGUGGGAGAUGGCAAAAGUGGACAGGUUCUCUGUAUUGCUGGAGAUGGUCCCAUAAACACCAAAGAAUUGAAAGCAGCAGUGGGAGAAGACAAAAAUGGACAGGUUCUCCGUAUGUCUGUAAACAAUCAAGGAGAAAAGGAAGAAGAAGAAGAAAAAGAAAAAGUUAAUCAGAUCAAACUAGAAUACCCACAAUCACUGGACAAGGUUGGUAAAAAUGGUGUGUCCCUAACAGCAGAUAAUGUUGUCAACACUGAACCACAAGAAGUGGCAAAUGAGAAAGAUGAUGAGCCAAACUGGCAAGAGAUGUUCAAGAAUGGCCUGGAGGAUAGAGAAAAGAUUCUAUUGACAGAAUAUACUGCAAUUUUGAGGAAUUACAAGGACGUUAAGAAGAAGCUCAGUGAUGUAGAGAACAAAAAUCGGGACAGCCUCUUUGAAACGACAGUGCAGCUAAGAGAUAUGAGGAGUGCAAUUGCCAAGAGGGACGAGGAGAUUCAUUCCUUACGACAGAAACUGAAACUUUUGCUAGAAAAUUUUGAUGAAAAGAAGGAUUUGAAAGAAAACAACCAGUCAAUCUCUAUUAUGUUGGAUGGUCGAAAUGCCAAAUCUGAAGCAACGGAGAACAUAGUAAAUGGAGCUCUAGAAGUUCCUCUGAUAAAGAAGGAAGAAGAAGAUGUCGAGUUGAUUUUGAUUUAUCAACAGCGAUCCAUCUCACUAAUUGAAGAAAAGCUCCGGACAAAUAUUGAUGCACUACUGGAUGAGAACCUAGAUUUUUGGUUAAGAUUCAGCACUUCAUUCCAUCAAAUACAGAAAUUUAAAACUGGGUUCCAAGAUUUACAAGCUGAAAUAUCAAAAAUCAAGGAAAAGGAAAAGUCGAGUCAAGAGGGUAGUGUUAAUGCUACAACAGAUACAAAAUCAGAUCUCCGGCCAAUAUACAAGCACCUGAGAGAGAUACAAACUGAACUGACACGCUGGAUAGAACAAAGCACAUCGUUGAAAGAUGAAUUGCAGCGCAGGUUCUCAUCCUUGUGCAACAUUCAAGAAGAAAUAACAAAUGCGUUGACAGAAGGUGCGGAAGAAGAAGAAAUGUUGUUCACUAGUCAUGAUGCUGCAAAGUUCCAAGGCGAGGUUGUGAACAUGAAACAAGAGAACAACAAGGUUAGAGAUGAACUGCAAACAGGUUUGGAUCAUGUAACCACACUCCAACAGGAAAUUGAGAAUACCCUUGCAAAGUUGGAUGAGGAAUUUGACAUCUCUGGAUCGAAAAACAAUGAUCAACCACAAUUGAGGCACUCAACGAGCCGGACUCGAGUUCCUCUACGGUCAUUCAUCUUUGGAACUAAACCAAAGAAAAAGACAUCAAUAUUCGCCUGUAUGCAUCAUAGAAAGUACCAUGAUCUAAGAGCUGGGCUUUCACUGUAGAGUAUAAAAUUUAAUUUGUUUUUCUCCAUUUUCCUCUUUCUUAGGGAUGAUCUUUGGGUGGAUAGAAAGGUUUUCUUCUUUGUUUUUGAACUGGGAGAUGUACGUAUGAUUGUGUACACUGCAUACAUUGUUCAAAGUUUGAAGUAUCAAAUCAACAAAGAUUUUUCAGCCCUUCGAGAUUGCAUUCUUUUUGUUUCA